AUGGAGUGGAACAUGAAACCUAAUUCUUGGGAUUUGAGUGACUUCAUUGAGGAAACUGAAACAAUCAUAGAUGCAAUCAAUGGCAAUGGACCAAGUGGUUCCAGAGGGGAUUUCAGAGUCGAUUUGAUGCUUGGUCAUGUGGAUUCUUCGAGUUCAAAGAAGACUCGAUCGAGUAAUAACAUCGGGACUCGUCCUGUUUCAUGCCUUGUCGAUGAAUGCGAUUCGGACCUUAGUGAAUGUAGAGACUAUCAUAGGCGCCAUAAGGUGUGUGAGCUCUAUUCCAAGACUGCACAAGUUAUGAUCAAUGGCCUAAAGCAAAGAUUCUCUCAACAAUGCAGCAGGUUUCACUAUGAUGGGAAGAGAAGCUGCAGGACACGUCUCGACCGACAUAACCGGAGACGAAGGAAGCCUAAACCAGAUCCCUUCUCGCGUCCUCGAAGCUAUUUAUCCGAUUACCAAGGUUCCCAGAUGUUGCCAUUUUCUAGUGUGAUAGCAUAUCCGACCACCACCGUGGUGAAAACUACUUGGCUGGAAGUUAACGAAUCGUCAACUGAGUCUCGAUGUCUUAACCCAAAGCAGUUGUUAAACUCACUUGUGAAACAAAGCCUUGUUCUUGGAUCCUCUUCAGGCAACUACAAGGAAGGUAAGCAAUACAUGUUCCUACAAGGGGAGGAUCAAACACCUGCGAAAGCUUCCGUUUUCCAGCCGGUUAUAGGGGCUGUUGCGCCUUUCUUGGAAGGCAAUGGGAGCUGCCAUAGUAUGUUGUGUGAUUCAGAUUGUGCUGUCUCUCUUCUAUCAUCGCCCCUGUUGCAUACAUUUGGGAUCGGUUCGAGUAACACGGUGCAGCCGACAUUCCCCUCGGUGCGAUCCUUAGGUCCUAGCCAUCAAAACUACGUUAUAGAGCCCAUGGGUUCGGUUGUUGCCAAUGGAAGGGAGACUGCGGUCCACGGGACAUGAAUGUUUCACAUGGACUCUGGUGAAUCAUCUGGAAGUGAAGCCCCUCAAACUCUUCCAUUUCAAUGG
Messenger RNA from Hibiscus syriacus, 1023 nucleotides. RefSeq names its product squamosa promoter-binding-like protein 13A. Lineage: Eukaryota; Viridiplantae; Streptophyta; Magnoliopsida; Malvales; Malvaceae. The record is from RefSeq and is a predicted model, not a curated record. Gene Ontology annotation, molecular function: DNA binding. Bases 1 to 957 code for a protein of 318 amino acids. The transcript has 3 exons. Gene Ontology annotation, cellular component: nucleus.